AUGGCAAGAGGAAAAGCAGUACGCUCAAGUGGCUCCAAGACAACUUCAAAAGCAUCGAACAGAAGCAGAUCAUCGACAACUGUGAAGGCAGAACAGUCGCCCACCAAGAUCAAGCAGGAAAACAGUUCUCCCACGAAGCCAAUUGACACAGGCUCAAAGCGUUCUGCUCCUUCUAGCUCUCCGCGACGAAGUAAACGUAUAAAGACCGAGGACGAUCAGCAAACAGGGCUGCCGUCGCCAUCUGGGUCCGGAGAUUCAUAUCCAGGUUCAGAAGUGGAUUUAAAGCCCAAUACGAAGGCCAAGGGUCAAAAGAAAAGUGGAGAAAAAGAAGAGAUCAAAGGCCUUUCAUCGAAGAAGUUGGACGCAUACUUCAAGAACGCAAAUCAAUCGCCAUUCUCGACAUUCAAGCAUCCCACCAAAGACGAAGCCAAACUCGCUCAUCGGAUCCUGGCCUCCCUGCACGGUGAUCGCACACGUCCAAAAGAAGUCGUCGCGAGCAAGGACCGCGCCGGAUGCGGGGACUCGCCAUCCGUUCUGGACGCAUUGGUACGCACCAUUCUCUCGCAAAACACAAGCGACAAGAACUCGACGCGGGCCAAGCGAAACAUGGAUGAAGUCUACGGCGGCUCCGAUGAAUGGGAUGCUAUCGUGUCCGGUGGCGAGGUCAAACUACAAGAGGCCAUCAAAAGCGGUGGCCUGAGCGUAGUCAAGUCCAAAGUCAUCAUCUCGAUCCUGAAACAAGCCAAAGAGAAGUAUGGCGAGUACAGCCUGGACCAUCUGCACCAGGCCAGCAACGAGGACGCCAUGCGCGAGAUGUUAGGUUUCCAGGGCGUGGGUCCCAAAACAGCAAGUUGCGUUCUGUUGUUUUGUCUGCAGCGCGAGAGUUUUGCUGUAGACACCCAUGUUCAUCGCAUCACGGGAUUGCUUGGUUGGCGGCCCAAGAACGCAAGCCGCGAUGAAACGCAUACUCAUUUAGACGCCAUGAUCCCUGACGAAGAUAAGUAUGGCUUGCACAUCCUUCUUGUUCAUCACGGCAAAGUGUGCGGCGAGUGUAAAGCGGGAGGCAAGAAUUUGGGGCAAUGUGAGUUGCGCAAGGCGUUUCGGCAGAGUAAAAUCAAAGGUGAAGCUGGGGAGGACAUCAAAGAGGAAGAACUUGAGCAGGUGAAGAAGGAAGAUCUAUGA
This is a messenger RNA of Didymosphaeria variabile, 1182 nucleotides long. RefSeq lists its product as uncharacterized. Bases 1 to 1182 code for a protein of 393 amino acids. The record is from RefSeq and is a predicted model, not a curated record. The transcript has a single exon. Gene Ontology annotation, biological process: base-excision repair. NCBI's taxonomy places the organism in Eukaryota, Fungi, Ascomycota, Dothideomycetes, Pleosporales, Didymosphaeriaceae. Gene Ontology annotation, molecular function: catalytic activity.